Molecule: messenger RNA, 2129 nt
Organism: Leptonychotes weddellii (Weddell seal)
Lineage: Eukaryota; Metazoa; Chordata; Mammalia; Carnivora; Phocidae
Source: RefSeq, a predicted model, not a curated record
GUCACCCCACCGCCCGGCGCGGCCCCGGCCCGCGGCUCCCGGCAGCCGGCGCCCACUGACCGAGCCUGGCGCCCCAGGAGGGGGAAGAAAUAAAGAGCCCCAGUUCUUCCUGAGGACUGUUGGCGCUUCAUCCCACAACCGAGAGGGCUCAGCUCCCUCGCGCACCCGCCCGGCCCGGGUCCUCCCGGCUCGUCCCGGCCAUGGGGAGCUGCGCGCGGCUGCUGCUGCUAUGGGGCUGCUCGGCGGUGGCCGCAGGACUGAGUGGAGUAGUUGGAGUGAGUUCCCGCUGUGAAAAAGCCUGCAACCCUCGGAUGGGAAACUUGGCUUUAGGGAGAAAACUCUGGGCAGACACCACCUGUGGUCAGAACGCCACCGACCUGUACUGCUUCUAUAGUGAGAACGCUGAUCUGACUUGUCGGCAGCCCAAAUGUGACAAAUGCCAUGCUGCCCAGCCUCACUUGGCUCACUUGCCUGCCGCCAUGGCGGACUCAUCCUUCAGGUUUCCUCGCACGUGGUGGCAGUCUGCUGAGGAUGUGCACAGAGAAAAGAUCCAGUUAGACCUGGAAGCUGAAUUCUACUUCACUCAUCUAAUUAUGGUGUUCAAGUCCCCCAGGCCAGCAGCUAUGGUGCUGGACCGGUCCCAGGACUUUGGGAAGACAUGGAAGCCUUACAAGUACUUUGCAACUAACUGCUCAGCUACGUUUGGCCUGGAAGAUGAUGUCAUCAAGAAGGGAGCUAUUUGCACUUCGAGAUACUCCAAUCCUUUUCCAUGCACCGGAGGAGAGGUUAUUUUCCGAGCUUUGUCACCGCCAUACGAUGCCGAGAACCCUUACAGUGCCAAAGUGCAGGAGCAGCUGAAGAUUACCAACCUCCGCGUGCAGCUGCUAAAACGGCAGUCUUGUCCCUGUCAGAGAAAUGACCUGACUGCAAAGCCUCAACAUUUUACACAUUAUGCAAUCUAUGAUUUCAUUGUCAAGGGCAGCUGCUUCUGCAACGGCCAUGCUGAUCAAUGCGUACCUGUUGAUGGCUUCAGACCGGUCAAGGCCCCAGGAGCAUUCCACGUGGUCCAUGGAAAGUGUAUGUGUAAGCACAACACAGCAGGUACCCACUGCCAACACUGUGCACCAUUAUACAACGACCGCCCCUGGGAGGCAGCUGAUGGCAAAACAGGAUCUCCUAAAGAGUGCAGAACCUGCAAGUGCAAUGGGCAUUCGGAUGCCUGUCACUUUGACAUUAAUGUGUGGGAGGCAUCAGGUAAUCGUAGUGGUGGCGUCUGCAAUGACUGUCAGCACAACACAGAAGGUCAGCAUUGCCAGCGAUGUAAGCCAGGCUUCUACCGGGACCUCCGGAGACCCUUCUCUGCUCCAGAUGCUUGCAAAAUGUGUUCCUGUCAUCCAGUUGGAUCAGCUGUCCUUCCUUUCAACUCGGUGACCUUCUGUGACCCCAGCAAUGGUGACUGCCCUUGCAAGCCUGGGGUGGCAGGGCCACAUUGUGACAGGUGUAUGGUGGGGUACUGGGGCUUCGGAGACUACGGCUGCAGGCCCUGUGACUGCGCAGGGAGCUGUGACCCGCUCACAGGAGACUGCAUCAGCAGCAGCACAGACAUAGACUGGUAUCAAGAAAUUCCUGACUUCCAUUCCAUGCACAAUAAAAGCGAGCCAACCUGGGAGUGGGAGGAUGAGCAAGGAUUUUCUGCACUUCGACACUCAGGUAAAUGUGAAUGUAAAGAACAGGUGUUAGGAAACUCCAAGGCAUUCUGUGGAAUGAAAUAUUCAUAUGUGCUAAAAAUAAAGAUUUUAUCAGCUCAUGACAAAGGGUCUCAUGCCGAGGUCAAUGUGAAGAUAAAAAAAGUCUUAAAAUCUACCAAAUUGAAAAUUUUACGAGGAAAACGAACAUUAUAUCCAGAAUCGUGGACUAACAGAGGCUGCACUUGUCCAAUCCUCAAUCCUGUUCAAAAGCUAAGGCCAAAGAAAGCUGAUAAGAAAAUUCGGAAACCUUACACACCAACUAGCUUCCUCUGCUACUUUUUGAAAAGGAACAGUCUAAUUGACAACCCUGCAAAUUCAUUCAUUCCUACAUUCAUACAUACAUUUACUCAUUCAUCAACCAAUUUAGGAUAUCAAGACUAG